Messenger RNA from Hippopotamus amphibius kiboko, 2088 nucleotides. RefSeq names its product purinergic receptor P2Y14 (gene P2RY14). The record is from RefSeq and is a predicted model, not a curated record. Gene Ontology annotation, molecular function: G protein-coupled purinergic nucleotide receptor activity. The transcript is spliced from 2 exons. Gene Ontology annotation, biological process: G protein-coupled receptor signaling pathway. Gene Ontology annotation, cellular component: membrane. Bases 1021 to 2034 code for a protein of 337 amino acids. NCBI's taxonomy places the organism in Eukaryota, Metazoa, Chordata, Mammalia, Artiodactyla, Hippopotamidae.
AGUCCCCUGUGUACAGAGUCAAAAACAAAAACACCUUGCUAAUCAAAGGCGUACUCGUUGGGCUAGUAGCAUCAACAUCACACCCAACUCCAGACCUAUGGAAUCUGAGUCUUCAUUUUAGCAGGAGCCCCGGGAAAUAUGCACAUGAAAGUCUGAGAAGGGCUGGCUUAAAGAACCCAGAAAGCUGGCAACCUAGACCAAGGCAGAGCCAAAUCCAACCACUGUUCUGCCAAACCUAUCCUCUUCCUAUCAUACAGUGUAGCUUUCAGGUGUUAUCUCAGCAAAAUCGAUGCAUAAGUAGACCAGUGGUGAUCAACCAGGGGCAAUCUGGCCUCUCAGAGGACAUUUUGGUCACAGCUUGGGGAGAUGAUACUCCUGGCCCCUAACAGAAGCCAAGGACGCUGCUAAACAUCCUACAAUGCAGAGGACAGUCCUCCCAACGAAUAAUUAUCUAACCCAGAAUGUCAAUGGUACAAAGGUUAAAAAACAAACAAACAAACAAAACACAAAGAAAACAAAAAAAGCCUACCUGCCUAUGAUUUCCCAGCUAACGUGGUCAAUCCUUAACUUCAGUAACUUGAGCCGAUUUAAGCAUCCAAAUCCAUAAGGGAAAAACAAAAAACAAAAAAAACCACACUUUAUGCGCAAUCCUCUCAAGUAAAGAGCUUUACAAGGUUCCCACCAGGGUUUACACCAAAUCAAUAAUGGUCAAGAGUGACAACCAAAACAAAGUUCAGAAAAGUAACAAAAGCACACGCUGAAAUAUUUCACAAUCACACAGGCUGUAUUGAAAAAGCAAGUACACUCCUAUCACACAUGCUUCUUCAAUAAAACCAUUCUGGCGUGUAUCUAACUUAAUUAAAUCUUCACUUUUCUCCUACAAUACAGGAUUAUUCGUGAAGAAUCACCUUGGCCACUUCAAGAUGACAAGCACUCACUGGGCUAAAUUACUUCAUUGAAAGGAAACCUCAUAGUAGACAAUAUUUUUUAAAAGGCCUCAUCCUCAGAAGUUACUCGACGAUGAAUGCCACCCCCGCCUCGCCGGCAGGGGGGUCCUGCCCCCGGAACACCCUCAUAACCCAGCAAAUCAUCCCCGUGCUGUACUUCAUGGUCUUCGUGGCUGGGAUCCUGCUCAACGGCGUGUCAGGGUGGAUCUUCUUCUACGUGCCCAGCUCCAAGAGCUUCAUCGUCUAUCUCAAGAACAUUGUCGUCGCCGACUUCCUGAUGAGCCUGACUUUCCCUUUCAAGAUCCUGAGCGACUCGGGCCUCGGCCCCUGGCAGCUGAACGUGUUUGUGUGCAGGGUCUCGGCCGUGCUCUUCUACGUCAACAUGUACGUCAGCAUCGUGUUCUUCGGGCUCAUCGGCUUUGACAGGUAUUAUAAAAUCGUGAAGCCUCUUUCGACGUCUUUCAUCCAGUCCGUGAGCUACAGCAAACUCCUGUCGCUGCUGGUGUGGAGCCUCAUCCUGCUGCUUGCCGUGCCCAACAUGAUCCUGACCAACCGGAGCGCCACGGGGGCCACACGCGUGAAAUGCAUGGACCUGAAGAACGAACUGGGCCUCAAGUGGCACAAAGCCUCCAGCUACAUCUUUGUAGGCAUCUUCUGGAUUGUGUUUCUUUCCUUAAUCAUCUUCUAUACUGCUAUCACGAGGAAGAUCUUUAAGUCCCACCUUAAGUCCAGAAAGAAUUCCGUCUCCGUCAAGAAGAAAUCUAGCCGCAACAUCUUCAGCAUCAUGUUCGUGUUUUUUGUCUGUUUUGUCCCUUACCACGUUGCCAGAAUCCCCUACACGUGGAGCCAGACAGAAACCCAUUACAGCUGCCGCUCAAAAGUAAUGCUGCUCUACGUGAAAGAAUUCUCUCUGCUACUGUCGGCUGCAAACGUAUGCCUGGACCCCAUUAUUUAUUUCUUUCUAUGCCAGCCGUUUAGAGAAAUUUUAUGUAAGAAACUGCAUAUCCCAUUAAAAGCUCAGCAUGACUCAGAAAAUUCCAAAACCAAAAGGGGAAAUAUAACACAAGAAAGCAUAGAUACUUUGUGAAUUCCCACCUCCUUUCAAAUAAAGUCUGUGCAUGCAUAGUGUAAUCUUCAAUUA